ACUUCUCAAGCUAAAGAAUAAUUCUCUGUUUUUCUUUUUUACAGUUAGAAACUAAAAAAACUAGUUUCUUCACAAUGCAUAUCUUCUUCUUCUUCUUCUUCUCUUUGAUUCUCUGUUUUGUUCUGAUUUCAUCAUCUCAGACUCUUGAAGACGACAAGAAAGCUUUGCUUGAUUUCUUGUCUCAUUUCAGUUCUUCUCAUCUCCUUUGGAAUCAGAGCUCUCCGGUUUGUCAUCGCUGGACCGGAGUUACCUGCAACGCAAACCGUGAUCGAGUUGUAUCCGUUAGAUUACCCGCGGUUGGAUUCAACGGUUUGAUUCCUCCUUUCACCAUCAGUCGUCUCUCUUCUCUCAAGGUUUUAAGCCUUCGAAAGAACCAUUUCACCGGAGACUUCCCUUCUGAUUUCAUUAAUCUCAAUAACUUGACUCAUCUCUAUCUACAACACAACCGCUUCUCUGGUCCUUUACCAUCGAUUCUCUCCGAGUUGAAGAAUCUCAAGGUUCUUGAUCUCUCUAACAAUGGAUUCAACGGAAGCAUCCCAGCUUCUCUUUCGGGUUUGACCAGCCUUAGAGUCUUGAACCUCGCAAACAAUUCCUUCUCUGGAGAAAUCCCCGAUCUUGAUCUUCCAAAGCUGAGUCAACUCAACUUGUCCAACAACAAACUCAUCGGUACAAUACCAAAGUCUCUUCAAAGAUUCCAAAGUUCAGCCUUUUCUGGCAGGCAGAAGAAACAACACCACAAGCUUCCUUUCGGGUUAAACCAGGUUGCUUUCCUGCUGAUUCUGGCUGCAGCUUGCGUGUUAGGUGUCUUCGGGUUCUCCUUUAUAAUGAUCGCUUGCUGCCUACGGAAGAAAUGCUUCCCAGGGAAACUGAGGAAGAGAGACUCGUCUUCUCCUCCUCCAGGAAACUGGACGUCUAGAGAUGAUAACACUGAAGAAGGCGGGAAGAUCAUCUAUUUCGGUGGAAGGAACCAUUCUUUUGAUUUAGAUGAUUUGCUAACCUCAUCAGCAGAAGUUUUGGGGAAGGGUGCUUUUGGUGCAACCUAUAUGGUAACAAUGGAGGACAUGAGCACAGUCGUAGUGAAGAGACUGAAGGAAGUUGUAGUUGGAAGACGAGAGUUUGAGCAGCAAAUGGAGAUCAUUGGUAUGAUCAGACAUGAGAAUGUAGCUGAGCUAAAGGCUUACUACUAUUCCAAAGAUGAUAAGCUCGCUGUUUAUAGCUAUUACAGUCAAGGAAGCCUCUUCGAGAUGCUGCACGGAAUCAGAGCAAGGUAUCAGCGAGUACCUUUAGAUUGGGAUGCAAGAUUAAGAAUAGCAACGGGGGCAGUAAGAGGGCUGGCUAAAAUCCAUGAAGGGAACAAUGGUAAACUCAUCCACGGCAACAUCAAGUCCUCAAACAUCUUCUUAGACUCACAAUGCUAUGGCUGCAUAGGCGAUCUUGGCUUGACGACAAUCAUGAGAUCUCUGCCUCAAACCACUUGCCUUACUUCAGGUUACCAGGCACCUGAAAUAACAGACACGAGAAGAAGCACACAGAUUUCAGACGUAUACAGCUUCGGAGUGGUUUUACUCGAGCUCUUGACAGGGAAAUCACCGGUGAGUCCAGCGGGCUUAGCACCAAAAACAGCAACAACAACACAAGGCGAAAGCAUGGAUUUAGCUAGCUGGAUAAGAAAUGUGGUGGCGAAUGAGUGGACAGGGGAGGUUUUUGAUAUGGAGAUAUUGAGUCAAUCAGGUGGUUUUGAGGAAGAAAUGGUAGAGAUGUUGCAAAUAGGAUUGGCUUGUGUUGCUCUGAAGCAACAAGAUCGACCUCAUAUAUCUCAAGUUUUGAAAAUGAUUGAAGACAUUCGAUCAAUUGAUGCAGAAUGAGAGAACGAACACAAAGUUACUUGUAGCCCUUUUAAAGCAAUUCUUUUAUUGAAUCUGAGAAGUGAAUGCUAUUUGAGUGGUGAUUGGUUACAGUAAACAGAGCAGAUUUUGUAAAAAAAAAAAA
Molecule: messenger RNA, 1989 nt
Organism: Camelina sativa (false flax)
Lineage: Eukaryota; Viridiplantae; Streptophyta; Magnoliopsida; Brassicales; Brassicaceae
Source: RefSeq, a predicted model, not a curated record